Cladocopium goreaui is the source of this 3429-nucleotide messenger RNA. The record is from the annotation of a GenBank genome assembly. Lineage: Eukaryota; Dinophyceae; Suessiales; Symbiodiniaceae.
AUGCGCGUGCGCGAAAAAAUGGUCCAAUGGGUGUCGAUCCGCGCCUUGGGCGAUGAGAGGUUUGUGGCCGAGCUCUUUAGGAAAGACCCAAAGUUUGCAGAGUCCUUUGUCAAAGAGGAGGAUGACUGUCCUGCUGCCCUUUACAGCUGGUUCUCCUCUGUUCCACGCCAUGGGUUGAGCUCCGCCGCGUCGUCGCCGUCGCGCCUUCAACUUGGCGCCGUUGGCGGUCCGUUGCUGCAAGCAGCGAUGCAGGUGAAACGCAUCGCCAAUAAGAUCACCAAGCUACUCGGCAAUGGCUCAAUGUCCUAUUUGAUGGAUCCUUAUGCCAUGAUGAUGCACUACAAGCGCGCCUUCAAACUGCUCAGUGUCAUGAAGCAACACUCCGCCAAGGUCCUGAUCUUAGGCAACAAGAACCAGUUCGGCAUCAGUUGGAAGGGUCGUUUCGAAGGUGUCGAGUUUGACACCGGCGUUGUAGAUGAGAAACUGAUCUCGAGCGCGCCCAAGCACUAUGCGAUGAUUUUAUGCCUCGAUCCGGUGCUCUACUGCCGUUCCCUGCGCAAGAUCAACCUGCCGGUGAUGAUGUGCGCCACCUUGAGGGAGAUCACCGAGCACCCGGAGAUCUUGGAUGUCACUGACUACUUGUUGCCAUCUCCCACCCGUCGGCAUGAUGCCGCACUACGGGCAAUGGUGGGUCUGGAUAUCUUAGGUGCUGAACGAGGUGAAGCCCCACAACGAACUGACGCGGCAGCGCCUUCUUCCGCCGGGCUGAUCGAACAAGGUGUCUUCGGAGUUCAAGGAUCAGUUGUCCAGUCUUAUGGUGUCUCGGAUCCAUUUGAGGAUGUUGUCGACUUGACCGAGCCUCACUUCAUCCGAUGCAUUAAGCCGAACCCGCAGAAUGUGCCGGACCUCUUUGAUCGGAAGGGAGUGACUGAGCAAUUACGCUAUGGUGGUGUGCUGCAAGUGGUCCAAGUCAGCUUGGAACUCGAGUGGUACUUUCAACCUCUAGUGGAUCAUCAUUCCAGCCCAGGUCGCGCCGGAUAUCCGGUGCGUAUCAACCACCAGGAGUGUUGGGAUGACUACAAAGUCAUCGGAGCCCCUAAGGUGGUCUCGGAAUUGCGGCAUAUCCAGGCGCAGAAGCUGCUGGAUCAUCUGGACAGCGAGCUGAACCUUCCGAAACCGAAGCACCGUGGACAUCAAAUGUGGCAUGGGCAAUCUUGGGCGGUGGGCAAGACACUGGUGUUCUUUAAACUGCCAGCCUAUGCUCGGGUCCCCGAAAUGCAAUGCGUGCACUGCGUGCACGGAAGGAGCGCAUCAAGUUCGCUCGUCUCAGACAUCGCUGGUAGCGAGCUGCAGAGCGUUUUGGAGGCGAACGAGGAGUUUCACAAGCUCUGGUUUCCUAACCAGGAGCAGCCAAAUAGUCUCCAGGGCUUUUGGUUCGGCGCCAAGCGCCCGCGCGAGCGAAAGCUCUUCCGUUUCCUCCAUCAGCGCCUGGACGCGGCGCUGCGCCGUGCCGCCAAGUGCAUCCAAGGGGUGGAGCUGACGUUGCCUCAGCAGUUUCAACUGAGCAUUUUUCUGGAUCAGCAAUCGAGAAAUGCACGCGCCGUGGUGGCGGAAGAUGACAAGCAGGAGGUGGAAGACUUGAUCGAGAGCUGUUCGAAGAUCGCUCGGCAGCUGGCGGAAGAGGUCUUGUCGCAUCUCCCCUCCGCCAGCGAGAUCUUGCGCGUCAUCGGCGCCAGCGCGGCGCAGCUCUGCUUUUUUACGCUGACGUUGCGACACACCCGGCAGUUGGCUGAUGUGAAAACUGCUCAACGACUGCUACAGGAAGUUCAAGUUGUGUGUGCGCCUGAUGCCUCUGAAGUGGUCGAAGCGUUUCUGAAGCACAACUCAGAGACCCUUUGGCGCCUGGAAUCCUACGCCUAUGCCCUGGAUGCCAAGGAGACACACCAGCCCUCGCCUUGCCCCUGGAACCCCAGGGGUUCGGGCGAUGGCGCACCACUGGACAGGCAGUGCUUGGCGCCCAGAUCCGGAGACCUGACGUGGCUACAGGGCGACUGCUGGCGUGAGAUUUAUCAGAAGCCCAUGUGUUCAGAGAUGCAAUCCAGUCUUGAAGAGCAUGGCUUGUUCACCCCAUCUGCGCACGUUCUUCUCUCGUAUUCGGGUGGCGUGGAUAGCACGGCGCAUCUUCUUCUACUCUUGGCCUUGCGCCACUGUUGUCCCGAGGCCCCGAGGAUUUCAUGCUUGCUCUUGUCGUAUCCCAACCGAGAAGUCGGAGAAGUGAAGGCUGAAAAGGACUGGGCCUCCUGGCUCUGCCAUCACUUGGCCGUCGACCUCUUCAUCUACGACGUGAAGUUGGCGCGUCCUCACGAGGGAGACGGGGCAAGUGGCAGCGGCCUGACGCGGGAAGAGUACGAACGCUUCACCAAGGCCAUUCGCUACAGGAUGUAUCGCUGUUUACUGGCAGAACAUCCAGGAAAAACCGCAGUGAUUUUGGGUCAUCAUCAGGACGACGUGGAUGAAAAUCGCUUGGAUCACCUCAUGAAGGGCCACUGCUUGGGCGACGUGGAGGGCAUGUGGCGCUGGCGCGAGAUCCACCAGGUGCAGCUGCUGCGGCCGCUGCUGCCGCGCCGCAAGGCCCACUUCGUGCAGCUGCUGGAGGAGUUCCCUACGCCGCACUUCAGGGAUAGCACGCCAGGUUGGUCAGUGCGCGGUUCCACUCGUGGGGCCCUGGAUUCCAUCGAUGGAACUGUGCGCUCGCGGCUGAUUGCGAACUUGCAGAGGUUUGGACGUUUAAGCGCGGAGGUAGGGAAGGAGUUGGAUACUGCCAUCGAGCUCUGGAGUGAGAGGUCGGUGCAUUCUUUGCAGUUGCCCAAGGGUGCCCAGUUCCUGGCGCUGAACCUCUCCGAGCUGCUGCGGCUCCGUGGAGCCGCGGCCGGAACGCGGAUGGCGGAGGUGGCUCAGGUGAUCCAGGAGAUACGCAACGUUUGGAACCCGCUGGUGGUGGAAGGUGGCUUUAAGGCCAUCAACUGCAUUCCAGAAAGCGACAUCGCCGACAUCCCGUGGUUGCUAUUUGAGAAGGGCUUCUUUGCAGCAGCCGAGAGUUUACUGUCGAAGCGUGCGGGGCACUAUCACACCUCCGAGGGCAUUUCGGUGAACCGCCGGGCAGUACGACACCUCUGGGAGAACAUCCAGGCCUGUGGAAGGCCGCAGUUCGCUGGUGGGCUAACGCAGGAGUUAGGCUAUUUGCACCUCACCGAGCCCUGCCAAGUGUUGGUCCUCUACGACGCCGCGGCGCAGCCCACGGUGGACUUCAAGACGCUGCGUCAGAGCAUGGCCGCAGCCGUGCGGCAGGCGUUGGAAAAGAACGGAAACAACGCCGCGGCGAAGGGUUGGAGAUGGGGUGUUGGGGGGAAAUACCAUCUGGUAAACUAA